Molecule: messenger RNA, 1887 nt
Organism: Cooperia oncophora
Lineage: Eukaryota; Metazoa; Nematoda; Chromadorea; Rhabditida; Trichostrongylidae
Source: the annotation of a GenBank genome assembly
AUGACGUCCACUACUGAUACUGCCAUAAAUGAGAGUUCUUCGAAAGAAAGUGUGUCCAAGGACGUAGAAACAAAUCCGGAGACGAAACCUAAACAAGUGGUCACAGGGAGGGAUAUUCUUACACAAUACUUUAAGGGAGAGUCUAUAGCUUUGAUAACAUACCGUAAAAUCUGCAACGCUCUCGACAUACUUCCAAGAUGGGAACCAGCUGCGAAAAUUCAGUUUUUGGAGCAGUUCCUUAAUGUGAGCGACCUGUUGGACAGCCGUUGUACAGAGCUCGUUACAAAUCUCGCACGGUUGAGUUGGCCAGCGAUACCAGAUGAAAUAAUUGAUCGAUAUUUGAAUAUGCUAUGUGAUGUGGCUAUUCGACAGGUUACUCACACGGAAGUGAUUUAUUGUGGUGCGGUCUUUAAUCUUAUUCCGGUGGUGAAGUUUGAUGAAGAAACAAAAACUACAGAGCUCGCAUUGACUACUGAAGAGCAAGAUAAGUAUUAUACCAUGGCUCAUCGAGUUAUAGCUCAGAUUCUGAAGUGCUUUCCAAUGUCCAACAAAAUCCUGCUGAAAGCGCUGCGUGUCGGUGUUCCACAUUUCAGCCAUGAUAGUUGGCGUUUUACUGGUUAUAUGAGGAAUGUGAUCCAAAGUCUAGAGUAUGUAGGCAACAUUCGUGCUGAAGUCUGGGAUCUUAUAAUCGACCAAAUGAUCAUGUGUGAUAACAUGCUUUCAAAGUCGGAAUAUCGCAAUGACAAGAAGGGUGCAGUUGAUACUUCCAUAUUUGACAUGGUGAGAGAAGCUUAUCAAGAGCAAAAAAUACGCCCUAGACAGCGAAAAAUUCAUGUUUCCAAGGAUGAGGACCAACAACAAGAAGCUGACAACGAUGAGGGCGAUACGAUGGCAAAACUUGACGUUGGAGAAUAUUCUACAAUUUCACUUCAUUAUUCUUGUUUAGAUACGAAUUGGUUGCGCCUUGGUAGUGCGGCAAAGGGGGAUGAAGUGUUUUCUAUACUUCUAUCAAUUUUGGAAAGUCGUAUGUUGCUAUCUGUACACGUUCGCUACACACCAUUCAUCUGGCUCUACCUUUGCAGUCUUGAUGAGAGUUAUGCUACUCGAACGCUCGAAUUUUUGUGGUCCGUCAUUGUACGGCCUCAAGUCGCCCAGUCAGAUGUAGCAAAAGGACAUGGUGCUGCUGCUUAUCUGGCUGCCUUUCUAGCUAGGGCGAAAUAUCUCGACCUUCAGUUGGCUAUGAAGUGGAUGUCCCGAAUUGUUGGCUGGUGCAUACAAUAUCUUGAUAAUUGCGGGGUAACUAAUAAACAGCUUCUGCCUGGCGUCAUUCGGCAUGGUACAUUUUACACAUUGUGUCAAGCGUUCUUCAUCAUCUUCUCGUUUCGUUAUAAGGAAAUGGUUAGAAGUGGAGAUAUCGAAGAAAUUGGUAGAUGGGGACUUGGACGCAUUGUUCAUUCGCCGCUGGAUCCAUUGAAAUACGUUGUUAGGCCUGUUGCAUUAUGCUUUGCUGCCAUUAGUAGGUCGCUACAGUUGGUAUACUGCAAUCAUUUGCUGCCGUUCGAUGCUGGCACUAAACUGCCGUUUGAACCCAUGUUUCCGUUCGAUACUUUUAAGCUCAAAAGCUCAAUUUCUCUGGUGUGCGCGCAGAUGCGACGCUUUUCUCCUUUGGCUGAGGAUAAGACUGAGGUGUCAUCUGUACUGCAAAGCUCUAAGAUCAGUACCUCUGUCAAUGAAGAUAAUAUGGAUUUUCUCGAAGAAGAUGACAUGGUUAUAGGUUCGUAUUCUGAAUCUCGUCCGACAGGGUUGCCGCAGUGUGGUCCAAUGUUUACGAUAUAUUCAUCUAGUCCAGGUCUGAGACACAUAGAGAAUACAAUGGAUAUGAUUUAG